AUGGCGGACAUUCUAGAAAUUCGUUCGGACGUAAUGUUCGACGAGUCAGUAUCUCAUUAUGAGGUUCACGCUCAUCAGCCAUACACCUCGAGCAAUUUUAACAACAACGAUGAGAUUCGCAUUUCCAUCCAGCAUCAAGAGUUGAAUUUACUACCAUCACGCAGCUCGAUUCAUGUAAGUGGGAGGAUAACUCGAAAUGAUGGUACUCCUGCAUCGAAUGCUUCUCUUGUUAAUUGCGGCAUAUGCCACUUGUUCGACGACAUUCGAUACGAACUGAAUGCCAUUGAGAUAGACCGAUGUAAGAACGUUGGAUUGACUAGUGUGAUGAAAGGCUACCCAUCUUUCAAUAAGAAUCAAUGCGACAGCAUUUUAGCAAAUGCCGGCUGGAUUUGGGAGAAUUACGAUGGAGAUAUCAAGCACGUGGAAGAUGACGAUGGCUACUUUGAUGUUUUCAUCCCGCUAUCGAUGAUCUUGGGCUUUGCGGAAGAUUAUCCAAAAAUUAUCGUGAAUAUGAAGCAUGAGCUAAUUUUAACAAGAGCAAGAACAGAUUUGAACGCUGUACUGCAGACUCAAAGACAAGGUAGAGAUGGAGAAAGAGCCUAUGAAGAAGUUAAAAUUACCAUUUCAAAGCUUGAGUGGGUCAUGCCAUAUGUUCAAUUGUCGAACGAGUACAAAAUUCGUUUGCUGCGUCAAAUUGACAAACCAAUCGCGAUGAGUUUUCGUUCUUGGGAGUUGUACGAGUAUCCCACGCUUCCAGUCUCCACGCGACAUGUGUGGACGGUCAAGACGUCCAAUCAGUUGGAGAAGCCUCGUUUCGUCAUACUGGAUUUUCAAACUAACAGUAAAGCAAUUCGUGAAAACGAUGCCAGCUUGUUUGACCAAUGCAAUUUGACGAACGUGAAGCUAUUUCUCAAUUCUCAGUACUAUCCUUACAAUAAUUUGAAUAUCAAUGUAGCUCAGAGUCAGUAUGCCGCACUCUACAACAUGUAUGUAAACUUUCAGCGGGGUUAUUAUGGAAAAACUCCGAAGCCAAUGCUUGAUAAGAAAAAAUUUAUUGAAUGUCCUCUCGUAGUAAUAGAUUGCUCAAAACAAAACGAAUCAUUAAAGAAUGCUCCGGUAGACGUUCGUCUGGAAUUCGAAUCUUCCGCAAACUUUCCCGCCAACACAUCAGCCUAUUGUUUAAUCUUACACGAUAGAAUUGUCGAGUACAAUGCCGUGAGCGGUGAUGUGAAGAAGCUCGUCUGA
Molecule: messenger RNA, 1245 nt
Organism: Trichogramma pretiosum
Lineage: Eukaryota; Metazoa; Arthropoda; Insecta; Hymenoptera; Trichogrammatidae
Exons: 1
Coding region: 1-1245 (414 amino acids)
Source: RefSeq, a predicted model, not a curated record